Messenger RNA from Strongylocentrotus purpuratus (purple sea urchin), 3566 nucleotides. Its product is annotated as ataxin-3-like. Gene Ontology annotation, cellular component: nucleus. The record is from RefSeq and is a predicted model, not a curated record. Bases 579 to 1664 code for a protein of 361 amino acids. NCBI's taxonomy places the organism in Eukaryota, Metazoa, Echinodermata, Echinoidea, Camarodonta, Strongylocentrotidae. The transcript is spliced from 8 exons. Gene Ontology annotation, biological process: protein deubiquitination. Gene Ontology annotation, molecular function: cysteine-type deubiquitinase activity.
UCAUUACAGAUUUGUAUUCCCGCCACGCAAAGCGCAUCAUUCAUUCACGCUUGUACAGUACAGUACAGUAGCAGAUCUAGCUCAAGCUGCGGGUGCAUUUUUUUUUUCAUAUUAUGAUAAGGGCGUUGUAUUCUGAUUUUGCAGGAAUAUGGAAUAUGGAUCCUCUUCUUAAUACCAUACAAGCAUGUGCAUUGGCCUAAAAAUUGCCAUAAUUCUAUCUCAAACUAGUUGUAAAAAAUACCAUCACGGCCUAAUAAACUCUCCCUGCUUCCACACCCGGCUUAAGCUUCCACAUAGACUUUACGUGCACCUGUACCUCAUCUUACCUGCAAAUAAAAAUCAGGUAACACUACGUACAUACCGGUAACGUUAGGCCAGCCCUCGCCGCCGCGCCCCGCGCGAGAGCGAGCCUACCCUAGAGCCAUUGGACAUUGAGAUUGCAUUGAGAUGAUAUGCAAGGAGCUAGAGGCCAAUAAAUCAUACGGUACUCUUGGUCAGUAUCAGGAACUAGUGUGAGGAUUUGGAAGAAGUUCUAGAAGUAGAAGAAGCCACCAAACUACUCAAACUUUAGGAGGAGAAUGGAUUCAAUAUUCCAUGAAAAGCAAGAGGGAUCACUGUGUGCCCAGCAUUGUCUAAAUUCUUUACUGCAAGGUUCCUACUUCAGUGCAGUAGAUCUUGCCUCCAUUGCUCAGGAUCUAGAUGAUGUAGAAGGGGCUCACAUGGCUGAAGGUGGAGUGGACUCGGUAGAAUACCUCAGGUUCCAAGAACAACCAUCCACAAAUAUGGAUGACAGUGGCUUCUUCUCUGUGCAAGUCAUCAGUAAGGCUCUGUUCGUAUGGGAACUUGUCAGUAUUCCCAUAGGUAGCUCAGAGGCUGGUAUAGCUUCAGUUUAUCCUGAGAGAGAAUGUGCCUUUAUAUGCAACUUUCGGGAGCAUUGGUUGACGAUUAGGAAGCUUGGAAAUCAGUGGUUCAAUCUGAAUUCUCUGUUGACUGGUCCAGAGCUGAUAUCAGAUACAUAUUUAAGCAUGUUCCUUGCUCAGCUGCAAAAGGAAGGCUACUCCAUAUUUGUGAUUCGUGGCAGUCUACCCGAGUGUGAAGCAGACCAGCUACUACGGCUCAUACCUGCCGUUCAGACCCAUCCACCAAAGCUCCUUUCCGACGACGCCCAGUCUUCAAAUCAGAAGGCAUCCACUGGGGUCGGUGUGACCCAGGAUGACCUUCAGAAGGCGCUAGAGGCAAGCAGGGGUUUGACCUCGGGGUACAAAGGAGACGACGAGCUUCAAGCUGCGAUACAACUAAGUCUACGAGAAAAUCAAGUUUCAGAGGCAAGUGAACCUGUCAAUCAGGAUGAAUUGAGGAGGAAAAGAGAAGCUUUUUUCAACAGACAAAACCCCGGGCCUACACAAUCGUCAGCUGCAAGCAAUCAGUCCACACCCUCAGAAGUGCCUUCCACGUCAAAAGAGGAAGAAAAGAGAGAACUCUCCACAGCCAAGGAGAGAGUUGAAAGCAAUACCAACAACUCUGCCAAGACCUCUACUAGCCCAUCCUGUACAGUCGUGGCUGAACAGGAAACGGGAGAACUACUGGACAGUGGUAUGACCGAAUCAGCCAUGUUAGAAGCAGCCAUCAAAAUGUCGAUAGAAUCGGUGGAACAGAAAACGUGAGAAUUAGCAUCAAAAUAGCUCAUAGUCAUCCAUGAUAGAAGCGGCUGGAAUGUGUGGAACGGAAAACAAAAGAAGCCUCGGAAUAACUUUGCCAAGAAUUCUGCCAAAAAAGCCGUGUUAGAGGCUGCCAUCAUUACGCUGUGGAACAGAAAACAUGAAGAGCACCAUAAAAGCUGAAAUGCUGAUAAUUUCAUAGGAAUGUGUAGAAUGUAUGAAACAGGAGAUGAGAGGAGAAGCAUCAGGAACUGGAUACUUUAAAGCCCCACUGUCCUACUUGUAGCUACUUGCUCCCUCUAUAUAGAAAACUUCCCCAAUCGGUGCCUGUUGGUCCCCCAUGAUCCUCUAUUUCUUAUGUUAUUCGAGAGCUGAGUUGAUGAGAUAGCGACCUGUCAGUGACCUCGCUGUGUGGUCUAAUCCCUACUAGCCACACUAGUGUUGAUAAGCUUUAAAGUGUACCAAUCACCAUAAAGAAGUAAGUUGUGCAUAACUAGAAUGUAUAAAAUCAACCUCAAAAAAAGUUUACCUCGCAUACUAUAGAAAAGGGUUAGGAAGUAUGAAGAAAGUAAGGAAAACUAUAAAACUCCACGCACAGAACCCAAUUUGGACUUUGGGCUAUUCUAUACAGGUUCUUUUUAUGUUUAAACUGCAAUACAUCUCUUUGUAGAAAUAAUAUUCAAACCUCAUAUUUUGAACACGAUAUAGCGAUGCAGAACCCCUCACAUUAAGAGCACAACAUGCUAAAUGGUACACUUUAAGCAAAAUGCCUUUUUGAAUCUACCUAAAAGAUUACAUUAAGAGCACUGGGAAGACGAGUUCAUUGUUUCAUUAGCAAGCAAUAGAAGAUGGACUGUUCAGAUAGCUAUGCGGACAAAGAGAAAAACUCUUCCAUUUUUACUGCUUACAGUUUAUCAUUUGAUUCCUGUAGCUCUCUCAUUUAAUAAACUGUAUUGUGACUGUACUUUUGAGUCUAGUUUUGAGUUGGAUUAAAUCCAUAGGCAGUGCCUUAGUGGAAUUUUGCUGUUUCUUUGCCUGAAAAUUGUAUUUGUGCUUUACUUUAAAGAUUUAUUGAAAUUUUAUUGAAAUGAGAUACAUGUUGUAAUAUAGGUCAGUAAUAAUUUGUGAAUUUAUGUACGAGUGUAUAAUACACUUAUUUAAAACAGAGAUUUGCAGAGCAAAUCUUAGAUACGACUUUCAUAGUUUGUGUGUUUCAGUUUAUAGUUGCUAGUACAUUUGAUUGCAUGCAAUGCUUCCAAACAAUAGAUAGAAUAAACAUACAGACGUAUGCUUAGUGAUAUCUGCAAAAAUAGAUUUUGAGACUGAGAUUUCAAGGUACAUAUGUCAAGAGUAAGGCUUUUUAUUUUUUACAUACAGUAAAUGAUAUGUUUGAUAUACUUUAAUUCAUGCAUAAAUAUAGAUGAUUGUCAUUUUGGCCACUGCCCAAGUCUUAAAAGGGUUCAUGAUAAUAAGUGUACAAUAUUUGUGUUAGAAAGGCGUUACACACACAUCAUUUGAUGAACUGGUGGGAAAAAUCUGUCCUGGAAAUUGGUUUAAAACUUAAAAGACUUUAGGAUAGAAAUGUUUUAAUAGAACACGUCCACAAUUUUAUUCUCGGAAAUAAGUCAGUUUAUAAAAAGUUUGAGGCGAUUUAGUGCGACUUAUUAAAACAGAACUGGCAAGGGCUUCAAGUUAUGCAAAACCUUGUGCCUCUUGAGCAAUCAUUAAAGUAGCAAAAGUUGAACAAUGCUAUAAUAAUAAUUUAAAGUGUAUUUUUAUUUUCCACUUUGCAAUUAUAAUGUACUCAUUGAAUUAAGUGAAUGCAACAACAACGUUGCCUUGUCAACUUUUAUUUUCCACUCUGCAAUCAAAAUGUACUCAUUGAAUAAACUGAAUGCAACAAGAAAA